Molecule: messenger RNA, 1164 nt
Organism: Thamnophis elegans (Western terrestrial garter snake)
Lineage: Eukaryota; Metazoa; Chordata; Lepidosauria; Squamata; Natricidae
Gene: CCN6
Product: cellular communication network factor 6
Biological process (GO): cell adhesion; signal transduction
Cellular component (GO): extracellular matrix; extracellular region
Molecular function (GO): heparin binding; integrin binding
Source: RefSeq, a predicted model, not a curated record
AUGUGCCGAAGAGAAGAACCUGGCAGGGUAGACAGAGGAGACUUUGUCAAUAGCCUUGGCUCCCACACAGCUCAGCCUGUUCACUCACUCCCUGCUUUUCACCUCUGCCAUCCCAAGAAAAUGCAGUGGGUCCUCAUUUCCACCCUUCUCACAAUCCCUUAUGCUCAGCAGCUUUCUUUCAGGGCAUCAGGCCAGAGGCAGCAGCAAGGAAACAGUGGAGAAAGUGCAGCAAACAGUGAACUGCAUCAGCGCCAAGAGUUAUGUCACUGGCCCUGCAGAUGCCCACCUGUGCCAAGCUGUAGUCCUGGGGUGAGUGUGGUGAGAGAUGGCUGCGGAUGUUGCAGGAUGUGUGCCAAACAAGCCAACACCACCUGUAAUGAAGCAGAGGUCUGUGACCAUCACAGGGGACUCUACUGUGAUUACUCUGCAGAUAAGCCUAGGUAUGAAAGAGGAAUAUGUGCAUAUAUGAUAGCUGUUGGCUGUGAGCUGAGUGGUGUCUACUAUACCAAUGGCCAACAUUUCCAGCCAUCUCCUCUCUUUUCAUGCCUGUGUGUGAAUGGUGCAAUUGGAUGCACACCGGUAUUCAUCCCAAAGUCAGCAUCAAAUGACUGUGCUUUGCUGAAGGACAAAAAGAAAGUUGGACCUUCCAAAUGUGCUUCAGGGCAUUUGGAAGAACAGCGAUCAAGACAUCAUCGAAUAAUGUCAGCUUUCAGAAACGUUCCUCUUGUUUUGAAAAAGAAAUGCCUGAUUCAAACAUCCCCAUGGACACCUUGCUCCCGAACUUGUGGUAUUGGCAUCUCUGACAGGGUGACCAACGGAAACAGUAAAUGUGAAAUGAGGAAGGAAAAGAGACUGUGUUAUAUUCAACCCUGCCAAGCAAAUUUUACAAAGAUUCUGAAGAUCCCAAAAGGAAACAUGUCGCCCACAUUUCAGCUUGCUAAAGCUGAGAAACUAGUCUUCUCUGGAUGCACAAGCAGACAAAUAUACAAACCUAUGUUUUGUGGAAUCUGCCUGGAUAAGAGAUGCUGCAUACCGAAUAAAUCUGUAAUGAUUACAGUACAGUUUGAUUGCCCUGAAGAAGUACCCGUCAAAUGGAAGAUGAUGUGGAUUACAUCUUGUGUUUGUCAGAAGAUAUGCAAUGAUCCAGGAGACUUGUUUUUCUGA